This is a messenger RNA of Lates calcarifer (barramundi perch), 4374 nucleotides long. It is a transcript of the gene hoxb9a, whose product is annotated as homeobox B9a. Gene Ontology annotation, biological process: anterior/posterior pattern specification; proximal/distal pattern formation; DNA-templated transcription. The transcript has 2 exons. Gene Ontology annotation, molecular function: DNA-binding transcription factor activity, RNA polymerase II-specific; RNA polymerase II cis-regulatory region sequence-specific DNA binding. The coding region runs from base 284 to 1132 and encodes 282 amino acids. The record is from RefSeq and is a predicted model, not a curated record. NCBI's taxonomy places the organism in Eukaryota, Metazoa, Chordata, Actinopteri, Centropomidae. Gene Ontology annotation, cellular component: nucleus.
CACACACACACACACACACACACACAAGCCCUGCACAGUGCGAGACUGUAGGCUGUAGCACUUUGUUUCACUAUAGUGAGCAAGUUGUUUGGAAGGAAGGGGGACAGAGGAGAGAGAAAGAGAGGCAGAGAGGCAGAGAGCAGAGAGAGGAAGGGAGGGGGAGAGCUAGCAAAAGAGAGAACAGAGGAAGAGAAAGAGAGAGGAAGAGAGAAAAAUCUCGUAAUGUCUCUCUUCUUGUUCUCUAUUUUGUGAACUCGCGGCGUUUCGCAGAUAAUGUCCGAGAAUGUCCAUUUCUGGGACUUUGAGCAACUAUUACGUGGACUCCAUCAUAAGUCACGAGAGCGAUGAACUCUCAACCCCGGCGCGCUUUCCCAGCGUCCAGUAUUCCGGCGCGAGCUCCGCUACAGCCGCGGGCGGGAGGCAGCCUGGCGGCGCUGCGCAUGCAGAGCAUCCCCAUCCCGAGUCGUACCCAUCCUGCAGUUUCCAGCCGAAGCCUCCGGUCUUCUCGUCGUCCUGGAGCCCUUUCAGUCCGCACCACGGUGCCAGUGGACUGCCUACUGUCUACCACCCUUACAUCCCGGCCCAGCACGUGCCCGCCGCGGACACACGGUACCUUCGCUCAUGGUUGGACUGCGCGCCGCGCGGCUCCGAGUCUGUCCCGGGGCAGGGCCAGACAGGGCAGGUUAAGCUGGAGCCUCAGCUCGGCCACCUCGGUGGGGAAAUCGCACCCAAAAUCGGCGGACAGCACCAGCACGAGACCACCACGUACAUCUUGGAGUCGACAUCCACGGCUGUGCGCGAGCUAAGCCACCAUCCAGCCACCAUCCCGGGAGCACGGUUCGAAGAAAAUAAGGACAUUUGUGAAGGGAGUGAGGACAAAGACAGCAUGGAUCAAAAUGACCCCUCGGCUAACUGGCUACACGCUCGCUCCUCCAGGAAGAAGCGAUGUCCGUACACCAAAUACCAGACUCUGGAGCUGGAGAAGGAGUUCCUGUUCAACAUGUACCUCACGCGGGACCGGCGACAUGAGGUGGCGCGCGCGCUCAAUCUGACGGAACGGCAGGUGAAGAUUUGGUUCCAGAACCGGAGGAUGAAAAUGAAGAAACAAAGCAAGGAACAACCCAAGGACUAGCGGAGCUCUCACUCGCGAGCGCACACACACUCAGACGCACACGCGCGCACGCUCACUUCGUGUAUCCAACAUACAGUCUCCUAUUACACAAAAUGGCCUUCCCAAGAACUGCAAAAAUAUACACACAGAUCCGCUAUUUCAAAUUUCUUUUAACCCUCAAGGCACUACCAUGGGAGCUUCAGUCCAAUCACACCGAUCUGUACAACUGAUCAAUUGCUUUAUUGAUCACGAGCAAAUGGCGAGGGCGCUGCCACGUCAACACUGAGGUCUUAAGAGCGAACGGUGUUCAGUAAGACUGAAAGAGGCUGGGACUUUGGAAUCAUUUGAUUUUGCGUUAAUGGAGAACGAUGCGUAAAUCUCACAGACCAACAUCACUUCUCUUCCUGGACUUCCUCUACAUGAAACGGUUCGGACUCCAUAUAAAACAGUGGACUGUACUGUGUGUUUGAUGAAAUGAUAGCUGUUGUGUGUCCUAUCUAUUCAUAGUUUUAUAUCGUGCUAUUAAUGGGGCUUUGAUAUUUGGCCACUUUAUGAAAGGAAAGAAGGCUGCAAACUGCAGACAGACACAGAGAGAGGUUUUUCUUUUUUCUCAAGCACUGCUCUUCCUUUUAUUAGUUAUUUAUUGUUCCGUCACUUCGGAGGCGCGCAAAGGUGCUGAAACCGGGGUUUCACACGGCCAUUAAUAAGCACGGGGAGCGGGGUGGGGGCUACCCACAUGCACACACACACACACACACACACAUGUUCAUCUUUCUUUUUCUCCUUCUCCUCUUCUCUUGUUUCUCUCAUUGAUGGCCGAAUUUGAUUAGAAGGCGCCUGAUGGUCUUCGUUGAUACAAACAGCAAGCCGCCGUUUGUUUCCCGGGUGUCGGCCCAAGUAAUGAGAAGAUACCGGGAGAGGAGGAGGAGGAGGAGGAGGAGGAGGGUGGGAAGACACGGGGUGGCAGGGGUGUUUAACCCGACUCAGCAACCGGGGAUCCGAUUAGGCUGCUGUCGAUAUUGUGGAUCCCAACCCUUCAGCUACGUCUCCAGAUGCUUUAUAUGCUGCGGCGGCGGCGGCUCAUCUACGACUUGUAUCGGUUAUCGAUAGUCGUCCCUCCCGCGUCACAUGAGCCUGGAGCUAGAAGGGUUUAUCUGAGAGGAGACACAGCACAAAGCACCUGGUUUUUUAAUCAUGUCCAUCAGUCUUUCAAUUAGGCUUCAAGCAAGACUUGUUUUUGGGUGAAUCCAAGUCAGAUUUAUUCAGGCGAAGGCGGUCUUGAUCAGCCACUACUCUGACCUGAAUUAGUCGGUAAAUUACCCAGAUACAGGUUCGCUUGCUUCUUCUCAAAUUGCCUGACCCUGCAUGCUUCCGCACCACACACUCCCAGACAACAUUAAAAUACUUCUAUACGCGUCUUAGUCUUAGUAGACUGGUCAACCGGAACCAAUCUUUCAUAGCUGCUAUUUUUACAUCUUCAUUUCAGAUUCUGGUGCGCAACAAAGAAAACUGAACAACAUCUUCACUGGCACCAUCUUCCAGUCUUUAUCCAGUGUGGAACUUGUGUUGCAUUUUAUUAAUGAAUCAGCUCUAUUUUUAUAGAUACAGUAUAUUGUGUAUUAUCUGCUAUGCAAGGCGGUUUUCUCUCUCAUUUCAGGAAAUAUAGGCUACAGAUAGUUUGCGCAACGACGGUGUCCAAAUAUAACCUGUGACUGAAUUUAGAGCGAAAUUCCUGGAUGUGCUCCCAUAUUUACUGACAAGUUUUUCGAACUCCUGUUCAGGAUUAAUUUUAUUUUUGACGAAAGUUUUUGUUACAAUUUUAUAUCAGCAGACACAACAGCAUCAGAUUUAUUCGCCAAAUGUUUUAGGAAUCGUGUCUACAGUUAAUAGUUCUGGGUAUUAUCUGAUCAGAGGUUGAGUUUAUACAGAGUUUUACUGACGUGGGUGUUAAAAAGGCCGUGUUGGAAGGCCGAGCGGCCGUGGCAUUAUUUGAAGUGUCGGCGUAGUUAAAUGGCGUCCGAUGGCAGUUUUAUUGGCAGAUCAUAAACAACACAUUGGCUUUACAGCGUUUACAACGUUGUGUGUGUGUGUGUGUGUGCAUGUGUGUGUGUGUGUGUGUGUGUGGACGUUGCGGCUUGCAAACUCAAAGGCUGCUUUUGCAACAUUUAAAGAAUUAAACACUCGUAUAUGUAUAUAUUUUGCACACACACACACACACACACACACACACAAGUUUAGUUCCUAUUAUUUUCGUUUUGAAUUUACAAGCAGAAGUGAACGGGUCUGCAACCAGCCUCUUUUGCAAAGUCUUUAACAGAGAAGCGCUACAAUUUCUCGAUAAGCGGCAUCAAAUCCUCUAUUUAGGAGUAAAAAUGUUUACAUAGUUUUCGCAUGCCUCAAGUCAGUCGUCAUUCUGAAGACGUUAUUUCGUCGUUUAGCUCUUUGUGUGUUAAAUCUGUUGGGGGGAAUGCUCAUGGAAAAAAAAAAAGAUUAAGUAGAAGUUCUUAAUAGGAAGUAUUUCUAAUUUAUUGUAUAUAAUGUUAGUAACCUCGUCUUUCUUAUUGGAAUGAGUUAAAUAUGCUGAAUAUUGUUUUGUCUUGUUGGGACAUGGCAUCUUUACUGUAAUAUAGGCUAGAUGAAUUUUCUUUUUGUCAUGUUCUUUAGAUUCUGUUCUCCAUGUUGUGCCGACUGUCUGAAUGAUCUGUUCUGAUGUCAGUCCGAUGAGCUCUUUUUGUCUAUGAUUUGUUUAAUAGUGAACAGUAAUGAGUUGGACUUUGCUGAUGUAGCCGAAAUGCCGCUAAGCAUCGACGCAGAGAGGACGAAAAGGUUCGACUAAAACGAAGCAAUGUUUCUAUAUAAAUUAUCAUUUUUAUUUUAAUUAUUGAAUGUGUUAUUUUCUGCUCUUAUGACUUUCACCUCCUUCCUGUCUCAGUAUUGACUCUCCUGACUGGGUGGGGGGGCAAAGUUUCUGGAGUUCUUGUCUCUGAUAUAAAUAUGGAUACAGCUCCACAAGACUUUUUAUUUUCCCUCCGCUUUUUAAUGAGACAAAUCUAAGCCAUGUGGCCGCAGUAAAGGUCUCAUUGCUUAUUGACGAGCGGGCGAGCUCCAGUCACUCUGAUCCGCUCUUCCAUGUGAGAUGUUCCAGUCCCUUCUUGUAUGUUUUGCUCUCUUCUUUCUUCUGUGUUGUUGUCUCUUUUUUUCUUCUUUGUGCGAUGGCACUGCUGAUGCUGGAUUCCUAUUAAAGAACUGACUUUACAGUACAA